AUCCACUCUUCUAAUGGUAGUGACGCAGCUAUUUCUAUUGGGCCUGGUCGAAGCAAGCAGCCACCAAACCACCACGUUGCUAUUCCGAGAUCAGAUGCCGUCAGACCAGCAAGUGUCCACUGUCUCCUGAGCUUCUCUCUUCGGUCUUUUAUUAGUUCUUUUCCCUUUUCUUCUCUUUUUAUACAUAAUUGCUAUUUCGUUUCCUUGUACAUCCGUUCCAUACCUCCCUCUGUCUGUCUCUGUUUAUUACUUCAAAUCUAUCUGUCCUCAUUUAGCACCCGCCAAUGUCUACUUUCGAUCCCGCAGCGAGGAAGCGAGUCCUCCGGGUCAUUGCUGUCUCGCUACUCCUCGAUCUGAUUUCCUUCACAUUCAUCCUUCCCUUGUUCCCCAAGCUUCUCGAAUUUUACCGCGACCGCGAAGUCCAGGAGCCAAUCGGCCACGACGGACCUCAAACUCUCCUCCAGACCGUCCUCUCAGGCCUCCACCGAUACAAGGCUUCUUUCUCCCGCCCGAUCGAGUCGCGACAUGACAUUGUGCUGCUGGGCGGAGCUUUAGGCUCUCUGUUCUCGUGCGUAACCGUCAAGCAAGCCAGUAAACGUUAAGGCGCAAGCUGACAAUCUUACUCUAUAGACUUCUGCAAGCCAUUGCAUCACCUCUAAUCGGCGCCCUCUCCGAUCGAUAUGGCCGUCGCAAAGCGCUCUUGGCUUCCAUGUGUGGCAACAUUCUAUCCGUCCUGCUCUGGGUUGCCGCCGUCGAUUUCCGAACAUUCAUCGCUAGUCGUGUUGUUGGUGGGUUAUCAGAAGGCAAUGUCCAGCUCGCUACAGCAAUGGCGAGUGAUAUCUCGGAUGAGUCGUCUCGCGGUGCAACUAUGGCUCUGAUCGGCGCGUGCUUCUCAAUCGCUUUCACCUUUGGUCCUGGACUUGGCGCGUGGCUCAGCACAUUCUCGACAUUUACGGCGAACCCGUUUGCAGCGGCUGCGGGUUUCAGUCUUGCGCUGAUUGUUGUGGAGACAGUGUAUCUAUACUUCAGCUUGCCUGAGACGUUGCCAUCGCUACGUGGUGCUCAGGCGAAGGACGGUCGGAAGAAGAAAGCUAUACCCAAGGCUAUUGAGAGGACCAACUCUCACUUUCUCUUGAAUGCCAUUCACUUCGUCUUUCUGCUUUUCUUUUCUGGCAUGGAGAGUUCUUUGUCCUUUAUGACGUACGAGCUCUUCUCGUUCACUUCCGGCAAGAAUGGAAGAUUACUUGGCUAUGUUGGUCUUGUAGCAUCUAUUCUCCAGGGCGGUGUCACACGACGACUCCCACCUCUGAUGUCUGUUCGAAUCGGCACACUAGCUUGCCUUGCGUCCUUCGUUCUUCUGGGACAGGUCAACACAAUCGGUGGUCUGUAUAUCGCUGCUACAUGCCUGGCCGUUACAUCCGCUACCGUCGUUACGGGUCUGAAUGCACUUUCCAGCUUCGAAGCUCACGAGGAUGAGCGCGGCAACAAGCUCGGCAUGCUACGAAGUUGGGGCCAGCUUGGUCGAGGCCUCGGCCCUAUACUGUUCACAAGUGUGUACUGGUGGGCUGGCCGUGAGGUAGCAUAUGGUAUGGGCGCAACAGGUAUCGCUGUUGUCGCUGCGGCGGUGUUUGGAGGGUUGAAGACGCCAAAGGGUAUGAACACUCAGGGUAAGAAGGUUGAGGGCAAGGUCCGGUAAGGGCUGUGUGUAGACAAUGGAUAAUUCAUGCAGAUGUGUAUAUUACGUGGAUAUUGGUCAAGCUGGACUUGACUGAGGUAGAUAGCAGCAUUCAUAGAUAAUUGUAGCAUACAUCGUACGUUUGAUAUUUUACGCCUUGUUUCGACUUUACUUUCUCCUCGAGACUUCUACGGUGGUUGUGGUGUUGAGCAGACUUGAAGACUGAAUGCACAGCACACUGCCUCGUGAUUCGAGUCUCCCGAGACAGGAUGAGCAAAAGGGUGUUCGAACCGCUUUGCGUGCAGAUUAAAUCAGCCAGACUUGUGCAGCAAGAAGUAGAACCCCCAAAAAUGCAAAAAAUACCACCCGCACCCGGAUUUGCACCAGGAUCCUUGGCUAUCGCCUAUACUGUUAUAGGAGUCCAACGAGUUAACUAUUACUCUAUACGGGCUUUCGUUUGCUUUAACCGUUCGACCACGAAGUCUUUGGUAUUGCUUGUUGGGAUAGGUACUGUUGUGACGGGCUAUAUACUGUUGAAAAAAAGGGGCGGUUAUAGGCAGUGACGGGAUGCUGCAGUUUCACAGACGGGAGCGUGCAGGGCGCUGCGCGGUAAUUGGAUAGAAUUCGGGUGUGGAGGGCGGUGGUGAUCGAGUCAUCGGCGCUGUUACUGUUAUUUCUCAGCUGGUGAUUGAGUGAUUGAGUGGUCGCAUUGUAUGGUCGCAGUGUCGUUGUUUCGUGGUGUUGAGAAGGCUCAAAACUGGAUUCGCAUCAACUCUUGAGAUUUGGAUAGAAAGCAACUGAUUUCGAGAUCUGUAUAAUCAAUUGAACAACCAAUAUCUUCUGGUUAAGUAAUUCGGUUUGAACCGUACUGUCCGGGAUAAUUUGUACGAGCUUACAAUACCC
This is a messenger RNA of Fusarium odoratissimum NRRL 54006, 2578 nucleotides long. RefSeq lists its product as uncharacterized. The transcript has 2 exons. Gene Ontology annotation, molecular function: transmembrane transporter activity. The coding region runs from base 710 to 1696 and encodes 328 amino acids. The record is from RefSeq and is a predicted model, not a curated record. Gene Ontology annotation, biological process: transmembrane transport. NCBI's taxonomy places the organism in Eukaryota, Fungi, Ascomycota, Sordariomycetes, Hypocreales, Nectriaceae. Gene Ontology annotation, cellular component: brush border membrane.